AUGUCAAUUCUCGAACAAAGCUUGUCCCUUACAGCUGAAGCAAUACCAUCACCACACAUGUGUUUGAUACAUAAAGAAGAAGAUGACAAGCCCAGUCUCUUGCAUCAAGAAGAGGCUUAUCAUAACAUAAUUCAUGUACAACAACAACACAUUGCAAAUAAUAACUCACAAGAGAUGUUUACAUGUGUCAAUCAACAACAUAGCACCACCAUUAAUGAUGCAUUACAAAAGGGUCUCCAGAUUCACCGAGAUGCAACAAAUACUCAUACCAUGAAUGGAUGUGAUAUCAAACUGCUGAAAAUCGUCGAGAGCUUGAUCAUGUAUUUGCAUGCAGAGAAAUCCAAUUUUCAAUUCAUAGCUCAUGAGAACGGUGGUGAUUAUCAACAACAACAACAACAAUUAAUGAGCACUCCUUAUGCUUUGAUUCAACAAUGGUCGACAGGUACCAACAUGAACAUGCAUGAUCCACACCUCUCUGCUUUGUUGACAACACCUUCCAUACUGCAACAUGUUACGGAUUAUCCAAAGUACGACAUGUCAGCGCAGAGACCUGUCAAUGUUGUGCAUUCCCUACAUGCUGCGAGUCUUGCUGUGCUAACCGCAAACAUGCCUCCUUCGGUACGCACGACAGAUUUGACUCCAAGCGCAGUAACUCCAGAAUUGUCUUUUGGAUCUUCCGUGACGGCAAGCUCGGCUAAUAUUUCGAAAUCGCCCUCGCCGUCUCCACCACCAACAUGCAGCACCACAACACCAUGCUCUGCAUCUACUGCUAACAAACGAAAGAACAGUCCCAACAAUUUUGAUACACCAACAUGUUCUAUCCCACACCAAGCGUGCCAAUUGUCUCAUAUUACGAAAAAGAAAAAAGUGAAGCCACUUGAAUUCAAACAACACAAAUUGGAACCAAAACAAGAGGGAAACAAGAGGUCGGAAAAUUGUGACACCACUCAAAUUCAUGCAUCAUCAUCUCUUUCAAGAAGCACAAAAUAUUUAUCUCUAGAGUCACAUCAAGAUAUUCCAGAUGAUGUCAUUUACGAUCAACCAUCGCUGGGUUUAGUACUCAAGUUAUCCAUUCCUCAAGAAAAUAACCAUAUUAGAUUUCAAGUGAAAACCGACGUAUUGUGCAUGAGCGAACAAAACUUGGUUGACAAAUCAAGCUCUCAUGCGAAUACUUCAUGCCGUCAACAGGUUGUAAAGUUACAAAAACAGAUACACACUGCAACAAUUUUGAGAGAGCAAUGGAAUAGAAACACCUAUUACUUUUUGAAGAUACCUUAUUUGAAACUUGGACUCUCCACUAACAAGGAGAGAGGCAAGCUAAAACUAAGAUUCACAUAUUUUUCAACUUCCAUUUCAGACAAAUAUGGCGAUGAUAAUUGCCAAAUUAUCUCACAAAUCGAAACCAACGAAUUUACUACCCUGAGCUCAAAAGCAGCAAGUAAGAGAGUGCAGAAGAAGUUAUGA
This is a messenger RNA of Naegleria lovaniensis, 1464 nucleotides long. RefSeq lists its product as uncharacterized. The coding region runs from base 1 to 1464 and encodes 487 amino acids. The record is from RefSeq and is a predicted model, not a curated record. NCBI's taxonomy places the organism in Eukaryota, Heterolobosea, Eutetramitea, Acrasida, Naegleriidae. The transcript has a single exon.